Messenger RNA from Acanthopagrus latus (yellowfin seabream), 2302 nucleotides. RefSeq names its product peroxisomal succinyl-coenzyme A thioesterase-like. The record is from RefSeq and is a predicted model, not a curated record. Gene Ontology annotation, molecular function: fatty acyl-CoA hydrolase activity. Bases 87 to 1448 code for a protein of 453 amino acids. The transcript has 11 exons. Gene Ontology annotation, biological process: acyl-CoA metabolic process; fatty acid metabolic process. Lineage: Eukaryota; Metazoa; Chordata; Actinopteri; Spariformes; Sparidae.
GAAGCAACUGGUAGGUUUAUAACUGUUGCUGUCAGAGUUUAAGUUCUGUGGCUUUUGUUGUUUUCGUGUAUCUUAGACCUGCUUCCAUGUUGGGUUUAAGACGGCUGGCAGUCGCUGUGAGCGCACGUCGACCUGUCAGGCGAUUAUCGACCAUGUCCCCGCCCGCCUCUCCCAUUCUCUCGGUUCAGCCCACUCGGGCUCUGGUGGACGAGAAGGUAAAGGUGUUGGUGGAGAAUCUUCCUCCGGGAUCUCCAGUCACACUUCACUCCCUCCACCACUCUGAGGAUGAGGACUACUGGGAGGCCUUCGGACACUACGUCAGUGACUUCAGAGGAAUAGUGUCUGUUGCAGAGGAUUUGAGUUUUGGGGGAACGUACACAGGAAAAGAAGACAUGGGUUUGCUGUGGAGUAUGCGGCCCGUCCCCGGCAGCCGCAAAGGCCUCAGGCUGAGAAAGAAGAACGUCUGCAGCCCCAUGCUGCACAACAUCUCGGUCUACAGUGGACAUGUCACCGAGGGCUUCAGGGAGCAGACCCCUCUGACCUCGGUGCUCAUAGAGAGAUGGUACAUGGCUCCAGGAGUCAAGAGGAUCGAUGUCAUGGAGAGAGGAGUGCGAGGGACCCUCUUCAUACCUCCAGGUCCAGGACCGUUCCCCGGGAUGCUGGAUAUGUGGGGCGGCGGUGGAGGGCUGGUAGAGUAUCGCUCAGCCUUGCUGGCAUCACAUGGUUACGUUUCUUUGGCGAUGGAUUAUUUCAACUCUCAGGAGCUCGAGUCCGCAGAUCUGGAGUUUAAGUAUUUUGAGACGGCGUUUAAUAUUAUCCAGGAGCAUCCUCAAGUGAUCCCAGACAGAGUGGGAAUAUUUGGCCUUUCCCUCGGCUCGCUGGUGACCAUGCAUAUCGCAGCGGAGAGCAGCGUUGUAAAGCCACGUUGUUGUAUUUGUGUCAGCGGGAGCCACUUUUAUCCACGUGACCGGACCAUCAUGGAAGUCAUUAUGGAGCCGAAAUCGAACUCUCACCGGUUACGUGUCGAUGAGAACAACCAUCACGUAUGGCGAGAUAUGUGGCUACACUUAUUGAACGAGCCCUCGAAGAAAAUGGAUGUGGGGAAAAUAAACUGUCCCAUAUUGUUGGUCAACGGACAGGAUGACCAGAACGUGCCUGCGCAUGAGUGUGCUGAGGAUAUCGCCCUCUUGAUGAAUGCAGCGGGGAAUGGGCACCUCCUGAGCAGAGUGCUGUACCCUGAUACUGGACAUCUGAUUGAGCCGCCCUACUCGCCUCAUUUCAGGGCCUCUAAUUUUAAGGCGGCCGGAGUAGCUACAAAAACAGUGAUGCUGCUGUGGGGAGGACAAACCAAAGCUCACUCAGACGCUCAGGAAGACGCCUGGAAGAAGAUCUUAUCUUUUCUACAGCACAAUCUGUAUUCCAGCACGUCUCUGAGAGCCAAGUUGUGAACGGUGACAUACGAACACAUCACUGCAGGAGGGCAGUGAAGUUCUGUAUGACAUCAUGUUUACUACCUCAAAACUACCAUAAUGUGUCUCGCAGUAUUAACCAGGUCAGAAGAUUGAUCACGAUAUCAUAGUAUAACAUAAUUACUGUAGUUAUUAAUAUCAGUGAAUGACCUUGUUUGAACCAAUGCUUUAUUGUCUUAAAAAAAUGCUCUGCCAUGACAGACAUGAAAUUUUAUAUGAACUAUGUAUAUAUUUUUUGAUCACAAUUCAAUUGUAGUAUUUCAAUGUAUAUUAAAAAAUGCACCCUGUAUGAUAAUUACAGACUCAGUGAAGUGUAUAAACUAGAGACUGAUCACAUCAGCCUGAGACACCCGUCACGUGUUAAUGCUCAGAACUCAAAUUCAGCCUCCACUGGUUUCAAAAAGGAGUCUGAUUGUAUGUAAGCUUAUGAGAAAAUGACCCUACUUCUCACUUGAUUUAUUAACAGCUUCCUUAUUAUCGUCCCAGUCGUUGGUUCUGAGUCUUCUUCAGUACAGCGUGACGUUCAUUUUGUAAAUUACUGUUUAACAUUUUCAACAACACUAAUGUGAUCACAAGAGCAGCAGCAGUAGAAAGGUGUUGUAGUAGAUGAUACAUUUCCGUAUGCUAACCCGGAAGUUAGCAAAACUUGCUAACUGAUUUCUGGGUUUUAGGACUAUAAGCUUCACAAGUCCAUGAUUGGAAGUGGGUUACAGUGACACUGACUCAAAAUGUGAAUAUAAUGUUACUCUUUCUGCUUCACAGUUUAGUUUGCUUUGGUUGAAUUGUGCGUCAGUUUUUAUUAUUUGUGUCAAUAAAGCCAUCAUUAAUUAAGU